AUGCAUAGAAUAAUAUCCACGCCGGCGUCUAAAUUCCGCCAAUUCCGGCGACUCCGCUCCGGACAUACUACCAUAACCGCGGCGAGCGACGAGGAACAAGCUUCACAUAUCUUAUUAUGGCGGUACCAGAUCUUGGAUCCAGACAGCGACUUUGUUGCCUAUUGGAACAGGGUUUUCCUCGUCACCAGUCUUCUCGCGCUUUUCAUCGAUCCUCUUUACUUCUUCCUCCCCACCGUUGGUGGUCCUGCUUGCUUGACGGCGGACCCCAAACUCAGCAUCUUCCUCACUGUUCUACGUUCGUUUGCUGAUCUAUUCUAUAUUCUCCACAUGGUUAUGAAGUUCCGUACUGCAUUUGUUGCUCCUAAUUCGAGAAUUGUUGGCCGCGGUGAUCUUGUUAUGGAUCCUAGACAAAUUGCAAUGCGGUAUUUGAAGUCUGAUUUUGUUAUUGACCUUGCUGCCACCAUUCCAUUACCUCAGAUUGUUGUUUGGUUAGUGAUUCCAGCUCAUACGGGAAGAAAAACUGAUCAUGCCAACAACACUCUUGCACUUUUUGUUCUUAUUCAGUACGUUCCUAGGCUCUUUCUCAUCUUUCCUUUGAACCAGCGUAUUCAAAAAACAACAGGUGUUAUAGCCAAGACUCCCUGGGUUGGUGCUGCAUACAAUCUUGUUCUCUACAUGCUAGCUAGCCACGUUACAGGAGCAACUUGGUACCUAUCAUCAAUAGGAAGGCAAUUCAAUUGCUGGAAAACGCAAUGUGAACUGGAAAACCGGUCACAUUCCCUUUCUUGCUUGCCAAGUUUUCUUGACUGUAAUAGUUUGGAUCUCCCGGAAAGACAGUACUGGCUAAAUAUCACUCGUGUUAUUACCAAGUGUGAUGCAAAGACCAAGAUCAACAUCAAAUACAAGUUUGGGAUGUUUGCAGAUGCUUUCCUCAAUGAUGUUGUCACUACUAGUUUUAAGGAAAGAUAUUUCUAUUGUCUUUGGUGGGGUUUAAGAAAUUUAAGUUCUUAUGGACAAAAUUUGGACACCACCACAUACCUUUUAGAGACACUAUUUUGCAUCGUCUUAUGCAUUGCUGGAUUGGUACUCUUCUCACUUUUGAUUGGAAACAUGCAGACAUACUUGCAAUCAAUGACUGUUAGAUUAGACGAAUGGAGGAUUCGGAAAAGGGAUACAGAGGAAUGGAUGAGGCACCGGCAGCUACCUCAAAAUUUGCAGGAACGCGUUCGUCGCUUCGUUCAGUAUAAAUGGUUAGCUACAAGAGGAGUAGAUGAAGAGGCCAUACUGCUUUCCUUACCUUUGGAUCUCCGCCGAGAAAUCCAACAUCACUUGUGUCUCUCUCUAGUGCGACGAGUGCCAUUCUUCUCACAAAUGGAUGAUCAACUACUUGAUGCAAUCUGCGAACGCCUUGUAUCAUCAUUAAGCACACAAGGGACAUAUAUAUUUCAAGAGGAUGAUCCGGUAGAUGAAAUGUUGUUUAUCAUUAGAGGGACAUUAGAGAGUUCAACAACCAAUGGAGGAAGGUACGGGUUCUUCAAUUCAAUCACACUAAGGCCAGGAGACUUUUGCGGAGAAGAAUUGUUAACAUGGGCUUUAUUACCAACCUCAACUCUCAAUUUACCUGCUUCUACUCGUACUGUAAAAGCUAUUACCGAAGUAGAAGCUUUUGCGCUAAAAGCAGAGGAUCUAAAAUUCGUGGCAAGUCAGUUCAAACGUCUUCACAGCAAGAAACUUCAGCAUGCAUUUAGGUAUUAUUCGCAGCAAUGGAGAACAUGGAGUUCUUGUUUCAUACAAGCAGCAUGGAGAAAGCAUCAGAAAAGAAAGGCAACAAGAGAGUUGUCGAUUAAGGAAGGCAUUUACUACAUGGCGGAUCCUGCGAUUGAGGAAUCGUCAGAGCAUGGCAGAAAUUUUAAUAAUCUUGGUGCUACUGUUUUGGCUUCAAGAUUUGCUGCAAAUACGAAGAAAGGGAAUAGUAAGAUUCAAGAUAGUGAUCCUGUGCCGCAGUUGUUUAAACCUCAUGAACCUGAUUUCUCUCGAGAUCAUGUUUAG
This is a messenger RNA of Lathyrus sativus (Indian pea), 2049 nucleotides long. The record is from the annotation of a GenBank genome assembly. Lineage: Eukaryota; Viridiplantae; Streptophyta; Magnoliopsida; Fabales; Fabaceae.